UACGGGGUCCCCCCUCCCAUUUCCCAGGUACUCCGGUAUUUCCCUUCUCCCCACUUUUACUAGUCUCCCUAUUUUAACUUUCAAGGGGGGCGUGACAACAAGCCGGCGGUACUUCCGCUCCAUCACGUAGCUUUCAAAAUAAAAGUCCACCACGUUUGCACCGCUUCGGAACCGGGACUUGAGGCCACCCGAGACCAGAAGUUCCGGUGUCCAUCACGACCAGAGGUUCCGGUGUCUAUCACGACCAGAAGUUCCGGUGUCUAUCACGACCAGAACCAAGCGUUUGACGGCCGGCCGAGAGGAGCCGAGAGGAGCCGAGCAGGCCAACUUGGCGCCAAAGAGCCGAGUGGACCCGAGGAAGGACAAAAUCAUUGCUAGUUUUUUUACCUUUGGACCGGAGCGGUGUCUCUCCUCUUCCGGGUCUGUACCAAGACCGUCGAGCCGAACCACUUGGAGCAGACGGCCACGUGAUCCAAGUUUGAGCGCGAGCUGACAGGAAGUGUACAGGAAGUGAAGGUCUUGUGUUCCUGUUUUGUCGCGUGAUCUCGCGGACCAAUAAGACGGUGAAAACCCUGUCACGUCUGCCUUCUAUUGUUUUCGGGUUCGAUCGCCCUGCAGCUCGCCCAUGACGUCAUGUCCACCCACGGGACCCGCGAAAAAACCUUACUCACCACCGAAGAUGAAGAGGAGCUCAACCCAUUCUCCUUCAGAGAGUUCCUCCGCUCCAAGAAACACGACCCGGAGGCGGACCCGGACCCGGACCAGCAGCAACCAGCAUGGAAGGUGGAGAAAAUGGAGGGUGGGUGGAGCCUUCAGUCAGGUGGAGAUGGCUCCUCCCACAGCGCGGAGGAUGAGGAAGAGGAGUCAUCCAUCUUGUUCUCCAAGCGAGGAGGCGGAGCCAACUAUGAGGGUGAUGAUGAAAUGUCCAUGUUGCAACCAAACACCUCCAGCAGGGAGCGCGUGGAACAGCUGCAGCAAGAGAACCGCUGGCUGAGGAGAACCAUCACGGACCUUCAGAGAAGAUCAGAAGCCAACGAGCAUAGGGUGGAGGCCCUGGAGGCGGAGCUACGGCAGCGGCGCUGUCAGGAGCAGCAGGAGGUCCGAGACAUGGAGAACAUGGUCCUCUCUGUGGAGCGGAACCUGGAGCUGAUGACGACAAGAGCCCUGAGAGCUGAGGGCGGUGCCUCCAAGAUGAGGGCGGAGCUCCGCCUGCUGCAGGCUGAGGUUGACCGUCUACGCUCAGAAAACGCCAGCCUGACGUCGGGCCAGUCUGACAUCGUCAUGGCGAUGAGGCACAACGCCCACGUGGCGUCUGACUACCUGGACAAGACGGCAAGCCACGCCCACUCCUCCAUCCGUCGGCUGCUGGAGGGGGCGGAGUCUCUGCAUCUGGUCUCCCAGCUGCUGCGCUCCAUCGACAGCGUGUCCGAGGUGACGUCGGAAUCGUGAAGCCGGAUGAAAUAAAAGGCGUCGUGGAA
This is a messenger RNA of Doryrhamphus excisus (bluestripe pipefish), 1478 nucleotides long. RefSeq names its product endosome associated trafficking regulator 1 (gene entr1). The record is from RefSeq and is a predicted model, not a curated record. Gene Ontology annotation, biological process: positive regulation of cilium assembly; positive regulation of protein localization to cilium; regulation of cytokinesis. Lineage: Eukaryota; Metazoa; Chordata; Actinopteri; Syngnathiformes; Syngnathidae. Gene Ontology annotation, cellular component: early endosome; recycling endosome; midbody.